Mus caroli (Ryukyu mouse) is the source of this 3984-nucleotide messenger RNA. RefSeq names its product LIM domain only 3 (gene Lmo3). The record is from RefSeq and is a predicted model, not a curated record. Gene Ontology annotation, biological process: positive regulation of transcription by RNA polymerase II. Gene Ontology annotation, molecular function: transcription coactivator activity; DNA-binding transcription factor binding. Lineage: Eukaryota; Metazoa; Chordata; Mammalia; Rodentia; Muridae. Gene Ontology annotation, cellular component: nucleus.
GUAUGCAGUUCAGGAAGAAAGUAAGAAAGAGCAAAGCACACCAGAGCAAGGAGCAAGGCGAAGGCGGAAGCAAGAGGCUUUUUCUCUUGCGUGGCUGCUGCAUCUCCAGGCGUGAUGGUGGGAGAAUGUGAACAGGAGUCCUUGUCAACCUCACCCCUUCCUUGACUGACCACUUUGUACCUGGACUUCUAGAGUGGGUGCUGUCUUCCGACUACCUAGAACGACAACCUGUCUGAUACCCCAACCUCACAGAAGCAUCUUUGGGACGCUACAGAAAUCACUCCUGAACAUCCCCACACAAAAAGUUAUCUGUGGGGUGCGUCUUGCAGAAAGAGACGGCCGAAAACUUGAAGACUUAUUUAGAAACAGGCACACACAUACACUGUAUUUUUGUGCAAGAUCUCUUUUGAGCAAAGGAGAAGCGCUACCAAGCAGCCGCUGGGCUCACUGAACACCCUCCCCUGUAUCGCUUAAUUGAGAAGGCAUACAAAUGCUCUCAGUUCAGCCAGACACCAAGCCAAAAGGUUGUGCUGGCUGCAACCGAAAAAUCAAGGACCGGUAUCUCCUAAAGGCACUGGACAAAUACUGGCAUGAGGACUGCCUGAAGUGUGCCUGCUGCGACUGCCGUUUGGGAGAGGUGGGCUCCACCCUGUACACGAAAGCUAACCUUAUCCUUUGUCGCAGAGACUAUCUGAGGCUGUUUGGUGUAACGGGAAACUGCGCUGCCUGUAGCAAGCUCAUCCCUGCCUUUGAGAUGGUGAUGCGUGCCAAGGAUAAUGUGUACCACCUGGACUGCUUUGCCUGUCAGCUUUGCAAUCAGAGAUUUUGUGUCGGAGACAAAUUUUUCUUAAAGAACAAUAUGAUUCUCUGCCAGACAGACUACGAGGAAGGCCUCAUGAAAGAAGGCUAUGCCCCCCAGGUCCGCUGAGCCCGCAGCAGCAUCGCCCCAACACUGCAAAGCACUACAUCCUUUUAUCUUUUUUGCUCACGUGUAUAUAAGAAUCAAUCGACACAGGAACCUGCUAAAUAGGGUAGCGGUAGGUGAGCAGGAUGGCCAUGUGGAGGAGAAGGUGGACUGCAUCUGUAUGUAGUGAAAAUGCCCCCGUUCAAGAGUUGAAUGUUCAUUAUUAAAGAGAGAAGUAAUGUAUAUAUUGCCGGAUUUUUUUGCCUGCCAUUCGUUUUUUGUGUCACUUGGCAUGAGAUGUUUAUUUUGGACUAUUGUAUAUAAUGUAUUGUAAAUCCAAAGCACAAAUGUAAUACAGUUUUAUUGUGUUACCAUUUGUGUUUGGUUUGCUUCUUUGUAUUGUUGCAUUUAGUACAAUCAGUGUUUCAACUUACUGUACGUUUAUGCUUUCUGUGUCUGCCAGCUAUUUUCAGCGAGCUGUACCUUUCUAGUAAGAAUUGAAGAGCAAACCUCCACCAUGACACACAGAUGAAGCAAGACUAUCGACGUUAGAAAGGCAAAAAUAAGCAAGUAAACAAACACAAAGCAGUUAGUGACAUCCGCUUCUUACGGCUACAACAGCUUGGUGUAGCGCCGUGUUCUCGUCAUAACCCCCUAUUUUCAGGGGGCUAAAGAUCAGCUUUAAAAAAUGUUAACGAUUUCAGCUUAAAGCACUUUCGUUUUAUGCCAACGUGAAAAGUGCCAUUCUUAGAAUGACGUUAAAGCUUAGUGACGUCCUCCAAUGUCCUUUACCGAGCUCCUUACCGUCACUAUUAGAUUUAUUCUACCUUUGUUUUUCCAGUCACACGCCCUAUUUGAACUAGUGCCUUUGGGUAGCAUGUGAACAACUUCCAAAGGGUUAUUCUAAAUGAGAACGGUAUUACCACAAUCACGACAUAAUUUAAAAGUUUUCAACUUCUUGUGUAAAUGUUGUCCAGAUUUCUCCCUAGGAGAUGAGGGCUUUGUGUCCGUGGUUAAUGAGCUGAUGGCCCUGAACAGGAUUGAGGGUGCAUCUCCUGAAAUCGGGAUGCUGCACACUGAGAUUCUGAUGGCUGAGUUGCACUGAGAUCUGCUCACAGCCUUGGAACUGUCUGUACAGAAACCGAGAAGAGAAGUAGAGAGAUUGGUAAAAAGUUGAGAGCUGCUUGGUGAUUGUGUAUUUCGCCUGCCAUUUACUUCAAUCUUUAAAACACUUUGAAUUUGCUGUCACACUUCCUCGGUCCCUCCUGAUCACUGCCAUCUUCCAACUCAGAUUAUGUAACACUUGGGCUAAAAUCUAUCCCCUUUAUUAUAACUAUUAUUAUUAUUAUUAUUUCAUUUUGUUUUUUAAUGGUGUUUUCCCCUUAUUUAAAUGAUAGCUGAUGAAGAAGAAUGUUCUAGAAACAGAAACUGUGGGAAAUGAUUACUUAAAUUGCAAUUAAGGAAAUAAAACCAAGAAUACAGCUUCCUCUUCUGCUCACACUCUGUUCAUUUUGCAUUGUGCAGUGAGGCCACUUUGCAAACCCCCUCCAUACAGACACAGUGCACCGUAUUUGCUCCCAAGAAAAGUCAACACUGCAGUUUUACUUAGUUUCUUCUCCAUCGUUGUACAGGAAACAUCUCCCACUGUUACUUGUAUUAACCAUUUCCCCAGCCAGUGUCCCUGUUACAGAUGGUGAUUAAACGCCAUCCCGACAUUCUUGGUCUGGGGCCAAAAUCUAAUCUGAAAUCGGUGCUGGUGUGGCUUUGAGUCAUUGCGAAGCAUGAGUUUAUUAGGAGAACAUAUGAGGAUCUUAAUGUCACCUUUUGCAGAAACAAAAGGUUCUGUAAAAAUUGAAUAAUAAACAUAUUUUGUAAAUGCUUCAUUGUGAAGAAUGUGAAACUCCCACAUGCCCAAAUUCGAGGUAGAAUGAAGAAUUGCAAAGCUGUCCUCUUUUGGUCCGCGAGACGAUCCUCACUGCUCUCUCAGCCCCACAAGCUUGCCUUGUGAUGAGCUAUGACAGUAAAAUACACAAAACACAAACUGGAAGAGAGAAGAUACAGAGAGAGCGGGGGGAGGGGUGCAAGCAAGAAGCAGUUUCUAAUACACAGCCCUGCUAGCUCCUGCUAAUAGUUGUUUAAGGUUUUACAUAAAGUCUGUCCACAUAUUUUUCAAAUGAUCCCCAGUUUUUCUCAUCCAAAUGGGUUUUCAGAUUGUCUCUGACAAUUGUGUGUCAGUGGAGACAAACUUUUCUCAGCUUUUGAAAGCUCUUCAGCUAUCCUUGCCUUCCCCAAACAAAUAGGAUCUACAUUGCUUUGGCUUAAUUUGGGGGGAAAUUGUUCACCUGGAUUAAAAGCUAAAGCCUUAAUCUUUUUUGAUUAUCUUUAAUCUCCAUGAAAUUGUGAACCAAGAAAAGGGGUAAUUUUCCAGCUGUAAGGUGUUUUCCAGCUACUUGGCCACAGUUAGUAGCAUUUUUUUUUUUUUGACCUGAAGCAUUAGGGUAGUUUUCCUGAGAACUCAGGGCCCCCGAUUUUGCCUCAAUUCUUCUCUUUGUGUUGUGCAGCCCUUGUGUCAUGGUAUCUGAUGCUAUGGUCAGACGCCUGGCACAGAGUUUUGAUUUCUCAGGCUGGGGAAGUUGUCCUCCUAGCAUCUCUGCAGGCUACUUCUGACGAGGGGCCAGGCAACCCCCAUCCCACCAGCUUGCUCAGCUUAAGGGAUGACCAAUGUUUGUGACUUCACUUCCAUCUUGCUUAAUAAAGAUCUGGACUCUUUUAUUAUUUUUUUUGUUUAAUUUGGAUUCAUGUUUUCAAUCAAUCACUGUUGAUUGUGCUUAACUGGCAAAGACAAAGGUGGUCUGAAGAAAGCACGUGCUGUCCACAGGAAAAUGCAACCUUAUGUCCCUCUCUAAACCUAAAUCCCAACAAGCCUGAGGAAGGAAGCCAUAGCAGCUGCUCCUUUCCCUGAGACUGCUGGAGAUUCCUGAAGGAGGAGGCUCUCUGCCAUUGUACUUAUGUGAGAAAUAAAUAAAAUUGUCCGAAAUGAAUUGCUGGCUAUGAUUUUUGUGCAUGUCCAUAUAUUUUUA